This is a messenger RNA of Trematosphaeria pertusa, 945 nucleotides long. RefSeq lists its product as uncharacterized. Gene Ontology annotation, molecular function: oxidoreductase activity. The transcript has 6 exons. Bases 1 to 945 code for a protein of 314 amino acids. The record is from RefSeq and is a predicted model, not a curated record. Lineage: Eukaryota; Fungi; Ascomycota; Dothideomycetes; Pleosporales; Trematosphaeriaceae.
AUGGCUACGACAGCGCUUCAAGAGCCCCUCGUGGAGCUCCCCUCCGAACAUGCUCCAGUCCAUUCUCAAACCAUCAAGUCGUACAUGCACUUCCUUGCCAGAAACAAGCUGUACGAAACGGAGAAGCCAUAUGGCGUUCGUUACAAACCAGACGAAGACAUACCGCAGACCAACAUCAUCCUGGAGAAACACACCAUAUCGGUCGAUAGUAUACGCAAUGGGGACACAUUCCGGUUGAAUGAGUGUGGAUUCGAACGCAUUGAUUUCCCCUCCAAGAUGUCGUACGACGACUUUUGGAAUCAUGAAACAAUUCAGGCGGUAUACCUCGGCGAAGUGAAGAGGACGUUGAAGAAGAGGCUCGGCGCAAAGUUCGUACACAUUCUCGACUACACCGUUCGAAAGCGCGAUCGUACUUUUCCAGUCUCCACAGGAGAGGAGUAUGACUAUGAUCAGCCCACGUCAAUGGCGCACAUUGACUUCACGGUACGUGAGGGUGAAAGGAUGAUCAAGGUACUUUUCGGAGACCGGGCCGACGAGGUUCUCAAAGGGCACUGGCAAAUCAUCAAUCUGUGGAAGCCUAUCAAAGGGCCCUUGAAUGACUGGCCGCUUGCCAUCUGCGAUUCUAGGACCGUGAACUGGCAAACGGACAUCACGCCUGGAGACGUCGUCUUCGAUGACUUCGUCACAGAGAACAUCCAAGUCCUCUAUAACUCGGCACACAAAUGGUAUUAUCUUCCUAACCACGAUGUCUCGGAGGCCCUGAUCUUCAAGAGCGCGGACAGCAAGCACAGCAUCGCUCCAGCGGCUCCUCAUGCCGGUUGCCCCAAUCCGAAUACCAGUCCGGGAGAGUGUAGGGAAAGUUUGGAUUGCAGAUGUCUGGUGUUUUUCGCGGACCUGCCGAAGUAUCCCCCAAUUGUGGGCGAUGUGUUCAAGCCUCAUAUAUGA